Molecule: messenger RNA, 3234 nt
Organism: Suncus etruscus (white-toothed pygmy shrew)
Lineage: Eukaryota; Metazoa; Chordata; Mammalia; Eulipotyphla; Soricidae
Gene: SNX25
Product: sorting nexin 25
Cellular component (GO): intracellular membrane-bounded organelle; early endosome membrane
Molecular function (GO): phosphatidylinositol binding
Source: RefSeq, a predicted model, not a curated record
CCGCCGCGGCCGCCUUCCUGCUGGGGACCGUCCUGUCCUUCCUCUACUGGCGCCAGCGAGCCCCGACACCCCGUUUCCCCGCCGCUUGGCGAAGGCUAGCGCCGGCUGCCCGCAGCCCCAAGACGAAUUCUUUGCCUAGAAAUAUACAAGAGUCGGUUCCGCCUAGAAGGGUAGUCAUUUCUCAUAAUAUGGAUAAAGCUCUGAAAGAAGUGUUUGACUACACUUAUAGAGAUUACAUUCUGUCCUGGUAUGGAAACCUCGGCAGGGAUGAAGGAAAGCUUUACCAUCUGCUCUUAGAAGACUUUUGGGAAAUAGUCCGACAGCUGCACCACAGACUGAGCCACGUGGACGUAGUGAAAGUCUUCUGCAAUGAUGUUGUGAGGGCUUUAUUCACUCACUUCUGUGACCUGAAAGCUGCUGCAACUGCCAGACAUGAAGAUCAACCGAAGCCUUUUGUGUUGCAUAAUUGCUUGAGGAACUCAGAUGAUGAAGUAAGAUUCCUACAAACAUGUUCUCAGGUUCUGGUGUUUUGUCUCGUCCCCUCAAAGGAUGUCCAGUCCCUCACCUUACGUAUAAUGCUUGCAGAAAUACUCACAAGAAAAGUCAUGAAACCUAUAGUGGAGUUACUUAGUAAUCCAGAUUACAUUAACCAGAUGCUGCUUACGCAGUUGGAGCGCAGAGAACAGAUGAAUGAACAUCACAAAAGAGCCUAUACCUAUGCUCCUUCUUAUGAAGAAUUCAUCAAGCUGAUCAAUAGCAGUUCUGAUGUUGAGUUCUUGAAGCAACUAAGGUAUCAAAUUGUAGUGGAAAUAAUCCAAGCAACGGCAAUUAGCAGCUUCCCCCAGAUGAAGAGGCACAAGGGUAAAGAAACGGCUGCCAUGAAAGCUGAUCUCCUGAGGGCCAGGAAUACGAAAAGGUACAUCAACCAACUGACUGUAGCCAAGAAGCAGUGUGAGAAGAGAAUCCAAAACCUGGGGGGCCCUAUCUACAACCAGAAAGAGGAGGGGACCUCAAAUGAUGGAGAACUGCCACAAAGUCAGAAGAUUCUUCAAUUCGAAGAUAUCAUGACCAAUACUUCCUACAGAGAGUACUUUCGGCUGUACAUGGAAAGGAUCCACAAGGGAACUCUGUUUAGCUUUUGGGAAUCGGUGGAAUAUUUAAAGAAUGCUAACAAGAAUGAAAUUCCGCAGUUAGUGGGUGAAAUCUACCAGAAUUUUUUUGUAGAAAAUAAAGAGAUAUCAGUGGAAAAAUCCCUUUACAAAGAAAUCCAGCAAUGUCUUGUAGGAAAUAAAGGUAUUGAGGUGUUCUGCAAGAUCCAGGGUGAUGUUUACAAGAUCCUGAAUGACAGAUUUUAUCCCUCUUUCAUUGUCCAUGAUCUGUAUGAGAAAUUGGUCAAGGAAGAGGAAGAGGCUUCAAAGUUGAUUUCUAACAAGGACCACCUGGGCCCUGAAGAUGAGGUGGGAGAGGAAGCUGUGGAUGAGUGUACCAGUCAACAAGUCGGAUAUGCAGUAAGCAAACUACAAGAACUAAAUGAGAAACUUGAGUAUAAGAGGCAAGCUCUAAGUUCUAUCCAAAAUGCACCAAAACCCGACAAGAAGAUCGUUUCCAAGUUGAAGGAUGAAAUAUUGCAAAUAGAGAAAGAAUGCAAAGAUCUUCAGCUGCACAUGGCCAGAACAGAUUGGUGGUGUGAGAACCUGGGUCUGUGGAAAGCAUCCAUCACGCAUGGAGAGGUCACAGAAGAGAAUGGUGAGCAAAUGCCCUGUUACUUUAUCUUGGUAAGCUUACAAGAAAUUGGGGAAGUUGAGACCAAGAACUGGACCGUCCCCAGAAAACUCAGUGAAUUUCAGAAUUUGCACCGGAAACUUAGUGAGUGUUUCCCUUCUUUAAAAAAAGUCCAGUUGCCUUCUCUUAGCAAGCUGCCUUUCAAAUCUAUAGAUCAAAAGUUUAUGGAAAAGUCCAAGAAUCAAUUAAAUAAAUUUUUACAGUAUCUGCUUUCAAAUGAAAGAUUGUGCCAGAGUGAAGCCCUUUAUGCCUUUUUGAGCCCUUCUCCUGACUACCUCAAGGUUAUUGAUGUGCCGGGGAAAAAGCCCAGUUUUUCAUUAUCCUCAUUUCUGGAAAGACUUCCUCGUGAUUUUUUCUCCCACCAGGAGGAGGAGACCGAGGAAGACAGUGACCUGUCAGACUAUGGGGAUGAUGUGGAUGGAAAAAAAGACUCCUUGGCUGAACCAUGUUUCAUGCUGAUUGGGGAGAUUUUUGAACUUCGAGGAAUGUUUAAAUGGGUGAGAAGAACACUAAUUUCACUUGUUCAGGCCGCUUUUGGAAGAACCAUCAACAAACAAAUCCGAGACACAGUGAACUGGAUUGUCAGCGAACAAAUGUUGAUUUACUACAUUAAUGUUUUCCGGGAUGCUUUUUGGCCAAAUGGGAAUUUGGCACCACCAACUUCAAUCAAGAGCCCAGAACAAAGUCAGGAGACAAAACGGAGAGCACAGCAGAAGCUACUAGAAAACAUUCCAGAUAUGCUUCAAAGCCUUUUUGGACAGCAAAAUGCCCGUCAUGGUAUCAUAAAAAUAUUCAGUGCACUGCAAGAAACAAGAGCAAAUAAGCACCUAUUAUAUGUGCUGAUAGAAAUGCUGCUAAUUGAACUGUGUCCUGAGCUAAGGACUCAUUUAGAGCAUCUGAAAGCUGGUCAAACCUAAAACGACUCGAAUCAACCAUCAGAGAAAUGUCUGUGUAAUAAUAGACAUGAAACAUUUUCCUCUUUUCCACAGAGGACUCGAUGGGGAACACAUUGGUUUGUUUUUUUUUUUUUUAGUUACCUCCCUCUAGUUUGAUGUGAAGUCAGCAAAGUAGGGUGUGGGGACUCAAUUCUGUAGGUAAUAGGUAACAAAAAUAAAAUGUUUCUGUUAAUUAUUGACUUUUAUUUUAAUAAUAAUAUAAAUAUGUUACAGUUCAGCAGAUUGAAAUACAAAUGUUAAUAUGUGAUAAGAACCUAGGAAAUAUUUUAAAUAUUUAUGAAAACAGUUUGUUUUAAAAUAAACUAUGACUAUUGUACAGUUAAUUUCCUCACUGAGGAUUCUGAACAUUCCUAUAUUAUUUCAUGUGUUUUGAGAAACAUUGUUGUGCAAUUCUUUGUGUAAAAUUCUUGUGAAAACUUUACUCUUUAUUUUUACCAAAGACUUCCCAUAGUUUGAAGCAUUUGAAGCAAUAAAAUAUAAAAAAUGAAUCAUAGAA